UGAGUAAUGAUUGCUAGAGUUGAUCGUUCUGAUUACACACUGGAUCACUUAUUUUUCUUCCGAAGAGCAAUUCCAAAAGAAUUAGGUGUUUCUGAAAUGAAGUUUUAUUUCUCUGUUGUUACUCCUGGCUCUCUUCAAUUUAAACAUCUCAUUCCUGAGUAUCUUUACUCUUUAUUAUUUCCUCUAACUACAAAGCUACAGCAACAGUUAGCUAGUAUUGGUAUCACUGAACUAACAUGUGGUGAAGAUAAAUAUGAUCUAAGAGAGUUCUCAAUAGAAGAGGUUAAGUACUCAUCCACUGAUAUUGAUAUAUGUGAUCCAUUAUUGUAUGAGAAUACCAGUACACCAUUACAUGAAGCAGCUUGGAGAGGAUUGAAAGAUGAAGUACAAUGGCUUCUUAACAAGUUUGAUUACAGCAAAUAUCAUCGUGGUCUUCAUGGUUGGACUCCAUUACACUCUGCAUCAUAUGGUGGACACAUUGAGAUCCUUCAACUACUCAUCCAUCAAUACGGUAUUGAUCCUAAUGAAGGUGAUGAUAAUAGUGUAUCUAGUAUACUUAUGGCAUCUUAUAAAGGCCACUUAUCUAUAAUAAAAUAUCUAGUAGACACGUGUGGCGUUCCUCCUGAUCAACCAGACAAUAGCAAUAACACUGCAUUACUGUACUCAGCAUUGGGGGGCCAUUGUGACCUAGUGGAAUUCUUUAUUGAGAGAAAUUGUAAUACUUCUCAGAUUAAUUGUGAAGGUGCUUCUUUAUCAUUGUUAGCUUGUAAAAGUGGAGAGUUAGCAUUAGUCCACAAGCUUGAAUCAUUAAACCUCUUCUCACCAGAUGACCUAACAAUGUCAGGGGCUGGUGUACUACAUUAUACUUGCUCUUCUAUGAAUAAUAAAAGUGUUGUGCUUUUCCCAUAUCUUUUGAAUCGAUAUAAAUUAUCCAUUGAUGUAAAGGAUCAGUAUGCUAGGACUCCACUUCAUAUUGCUUCAUGGUAUGGUUCAUCAUCAGUUGUUGAGUAUAUUGUUAGUAUUCAAGGUAAUGAAGCAUUAUUAGUUAGUGAUAAUGAUGGUAGGUCAUGUUUACAUUAUGCAUGUAAGGCAGGCAUGCAUAUUCCAGCUGGUAUUGUGUAUAGUAAGCUUAUGGCACAAAGUGAUGCAUCAGUUAUUGAGAUUAUUAAUAGAACACAAGUAGUACAAAAUAUAGAUUUUAUCAAACGAAAUGAAAGAAUUAAAAUGUUUUCUUCAGUUCUCAAGAAAACUAGCACUUGCCCUAACUUUGACAUCAAUGCCACUACAAAUGAUGGUCAGUCAUUACUUCAUUUAGCAUCAUGGAGUGGCAGUACAAUACUAGUGAAAGCAUUAGAAGAAUAUAAUAUCAAUUGUACAUUAGAUAAUGAUGGUAGGUCUCCAGUACAUUAUGCUGCCUUGUCAGGUUCUACUAGUGUAUUAAGUUAUAUUAUAUCUAAAUAUAAUCUCAAUGCUAAUGAUGCAAAUACUUAUGGUUGUACGCCAUUAGUCUACUCCUCUGUGUCAGGUAGUAUUAAUUCUGUUAAAUGUCUUAUUAAUAAUCAUAACAGUGAUCCUAAUAUCACUGAUAAUGAUGGUAUGAUGUGUCUUCAUUGUUCUUGCUGUAAUGGUCAUAUUAAUAUGGCUCAAUAUCUCAUUGAGGAACAGCAUUGUGAUAUAAAUAAAACAGAUGAUUAUGGACGAAUAUUAGUACAUCAUGCUGCAUGGAGUGGUAACUUUCAUUUAGUUCACUAUCUUAUUAUUGAACAAGGUUUAUCUCCUACUGCAGUUACUAAGAAUGGCCUAACUGCUUUACAUUAUGCCUCACUGUCUCUUAACUUAUCUCUUGUUAAAGAAUUAAUAACUACCUAUCAGUUAGAUCCUCAUCAAGCUGACAGAAAUAGCACCCUACCAAUUCAUUGUGUUGCUGAAUCUGGUAAUAUUUUACUGCUGGAAUUAUAUGUGAAGGAUUACAAGUGUAGUCUGAGCCUAACAGAAAACAAAGGUUGGAAUGUUAUUCAUUAUUCAUCAUUAGAAGGUCACACUCACUUUAUCAAGCAUAUCACCAGUCAGUAUCCUCAAUACAUUAGUUUACUACACUCUACUGACAAUGAAGGUCAAAUACCAUUACAUUGUGCCUGUGAGAGUGGUAAUAUUCAAUUGGUCAAAUUUCUAAUAAAUAAUAUGAAAUGUGAUGUCAAUGCUAAGGAUACACGUGAUCAAACGUGUGUCACAUUUGCCUGUUUCUUGGGUAAUCUUGAUCUAGUACAAUUACUAAUACAACAGUAUAAGCUUGAGCCUUUAGCUACUGAUAAAUUUGGCUUCACAGCAUUACAUGCAGCAGCAAUGACUGGUCAUACUCAUAUACUGGAAUGGUACAGUCAGGAGUAUAGUCUGGAUAUUACUAAUCACACUAGCAAUUACAGGUACACACUAGCUCAUUCAGCUGCUUAUAAAGGUAAGCUACAUUGUCUACAGGAACUGAUCAACAAGCAUCAGUGUGAUGUUAAUGCCACUACUACUGUUACUGGUAGUACAGCCCUUCAUUUGGCAUGUGAAGCAGGCCGCGUUUCUGUUGUACUUUAUCUCACUAGUCUUCCUCAGUGUAAUGUAGCAGCUAAGACUUCUAAUGGAUCAACAGUUCUUCACAUUAUUUGUGAGUACAGUGACUCUCUUCCUAUACUCAAACAUCUGGUAGAAAAUCAUCAGUUAGAUCUGUGUGCUGUGAAUGAUGAGGGAAUGGCUCCUAUUCACUUAGCAUGUAGUAAUGGAAGAUUGAACUUAAUCCAGUACAUUAUAGAACACGUACCAUCAUCACUUGAACUACCUGUCAGAGGACAUGGUCAUACUCCAUUCCUUUUUGCAGUGUACUUCAAUCAGUUAGAAGUUAUUAAAUAUCUUAUCAGUAAGAAGUGUAAUCUAUCAGCUGUUGAUGAUGAAGGGUUUGGAGCAGUUCACAUAUCAAUAGAGAGGGGUCACUUGAAUGUAUUGAAGUAUCUCAUUGAUAACAACUAUUGCAGCUGAUCAAUCAUGAAGACCGUACACUACUACAUGUUGCCAUAGCAAAUGAACAGUUUGAAAUAUUAGAAUAUUUAUUAGAAAAUAAACCAAAUUUGCUUUGUAACACACAAGAUAAAGAUGGUCACACACUAUUACACUUUGCUUGUAUGAGAGGACAACAGAAGAUGGUAUCACUUCUAUCUAGCUCUACCAAUAUCAAUAUAUUAAUUCCUAACA
Molecule: messenger RNA, 3234 nt
Organism: Amphimedon queenslandica
Lineage: Eukaryota; Metazoa; Porifera; Demospongiae; Haplosclerida; Niphatidae
Product: serine/threonine-protein phosphatase 6 regulatory ankyrin repeat subunit B-like
Exons: 3
Coding region: 7-3021 (1004 amino acids)
Molecular function (GO): protein binding
Source: RefSeq, a predicted model, not a curated record